Molecule: messenger RNA, 1164 nt
Organism: Aureobasidium musti
Lineage: Eukaryota; Fungi; Ascomycota; Dothideomycetes; Dothideales; Saccotheciaceae
Source: the annotation of a GenBank genome assembly
AUGACUUCGUCGUCUCCAUCGAAUGAGCAUCGCGAAGUUCCCAGCAGCAUGACUUCGUCGUCUUCCUCGAAUGAGGGACAUACUGCCGAAGUUCAAGCCAACGAUCUUCCAGUCGCGACACCCAAGUUGACUACCCAAGCGCUGAAGUACGAGACGAUCUUCUUGGUAUACAAAGGCUAUCUCAAACUUCCCGCCGACGCUCAAGAUGACAAUCUUGAGAAUCUAAAACGCUUGUGUCUUCGCUUCAACCAAGUCCCUUCUAUUGAUACGGUCAACUGGCUCAUCCAAGAGGCGAACAUUAUCGACGAAAAGCACCGCUUGAACUUCGCAAUCUACCCUUUUAUGCAGGAAUUCAAGUUCUUGAUGGGCGCCACCGGGGGAAACAGACAGCCGCGCCUCUUCGUGGGCACACUGACUUUCAGCAACGGCAAGACGGAAGUUUGGGCUGGUUGGCCAAAGACCACGAGGGAAACGUGGUUCGCAACAACCAACAAGACUGAACUUUACGACGCGCCUGAAGAUGAGAAUGGUCAAACUCUCGCACUAGAUCUAAGCCCAGCAUGGCGCCAACGUAUCGCGUGGGACGAGCCUCUUAAAGAACUCUUCCAGAUGAGCAAAAUUCUCAACGGAAGACACAUUGGCAAGGCGGCUCAAGUGCAGGAUGCCAUCUUGCUCAGUGUCGCCAAAGUCGUGAUCCGUUUCUCAGGCCUUAUGAGAGCAGCUCCCGAUGCGCACGACCGGCGAGGACGCAUCUCGACUGUGUCUUCCAAGUUCACACAGCGUCCUUUCCACGACCGCGAACCGGAGUCGCCAGACAGUCCUUUCUUGGAAGCCUUUCGCAAACUCAACUAUGGACCAGAUCCCGCCAAGAGUGUCCACAGAUGCCACCCUCCCGAUUCAGACAACUUCAUUGCUGACGUCAAGGCUUCCGAUAGCAAGGCCAGCAACCAAGGUACUCCCUAUUGGGCCCCCAAGAGCGGAUUGGUCAUUAANGAAAAGAGCGAACAGGCCAAGAAGAGAAAGAUCAAGCGCUUGGCUCACUCUGACAUUGUUUCUGAUACUGAUCCUGACUCUGAGCCUGAAGGUCACUUGAGGCCACCAUACUCACGAGCCAUUGACGACGAGACUUUCUUUGCGAACAUUGAUGUUUCUUUUGCACUUUGA